AUGAGGAUGAGAAGAAUUGAGGGAAACGAGAAAGAAGGUGAGGAAAUCAAUCGAGAUGAGGGCGGGAAUGUUGAUGGGAAAGACGAGGAAUGGAGCAAAGAAGAUGACGGGGAAAUUGAGGUGAAUAAAAUCGAGGAUGGCGAGAACGAAGAUAGUGUUCAGGAGGAGGAAGUGUAUGAAUGUGUAGAAGGGUGUUUGGGCCGGGUACAGAGACGAGGUGGGUAUUGUGAAGGCAGGCGGUGCCCUGGAGGUAAGCGAAGACGUCGAGAUGUGGAAAGUGAACGAGAUGGUGAUUGUCGCCUGCCUGCUCGCGUCUCGGCAACAGAGCAGGCAAUCGAUUGA
Molecule: messenger RNA, 342 nt
Organism: Protopolystoma xenopodis
Lineage: Eukaryota; Metazoa; Platyhelminthes; Monogenea; Polystomatidea; Polystomatidae
Source: the annotation of a GenBank genome assembly